UGUGUGUGUGCGUGUGUUUAUUUCAUCUCCCGCGCAAAAACGUUAAGAAUUUAAUGAUAUUUAUUAUUUAUUUUUUUUAACUGUAGAUAAUAUUUUAAUAUUUGAAUGUCCACUAUUAAAAAAUUAUGGGGACGAUAGAAGUUACAUUUCCAUUUGGUGGACAACCAGGAAAAAUAUUGAAAUGGAGAGUUCGAAUGGAUACGAUGGUUUCAGCGGGUAGAGUGUUACUUUUAUAUCAAAAUGUUACUUCAGAAACGGAAGAUAGUAAAGGACCUGAGAAAAAAUAUCGAGCUACACGAUUUGGCCGUGUUACAAACAUUUUAGCAAAAGAAGGAGAUGUAGUACAACCUGGGCAAGUGAUAAUGACAUUAGAAGGAUGUAAACAUCCUACUGUAAUGAAAGAUCUAUGUGCAGAAUGUGGUGUAGACUUAAGAGUUGAAGGAAUUGGUAAAGAAAAUGAAAGUACAAAAAUAUCACAAGCUAGUGUACCAAUGGUACAUAGUGUACCAGAAUUAAAAGUAUGUCCAGAAUUGGCUGAAAAGAUUGGAAAGGAAGAUGAACAACGGCUUUUGAAUGAUCGUAAAUUAGCAUUACUUGUAGAUCUUGAUCAAACAAUUGUUCAUACAACAAAUGAUAAUGUUCCUCCUAAUAUGAAGGAUGUUUAUCAUUAUCAACUUUAUGGGCCAAAUUCUCCAUGGUAUCAUACUCGUUUAAGGCCUAAUACUCGACACUUUCUUUCUGAAAUGAGUCGUUUAUAUGAAUUACAUAUAUGUACAUUUGGAGCAAGAAACUAUGCACAUACUGUAGCAGCAUUAUUGGAUAAAGAUGGAACUUUAUUUUCUCAUAGAAUACUUUCAAGAGAUGAAUGUUUUGAUCCUGCAUCAAAAACAGCUAAUCUUAAAGCUUUAUUUCCAUGUGGGGAUGAUUUAGUAUGUAUUAUAGAUGAUAGGGAGGAUGUAUGGCAAGGAUGUGGGAAUUUAGUUCAAGUUAAACCUUAUCACUUUUUUCGUCAUACUGGUGACAUACAUGCACCUCCAGGAUUAGAAAAAAAUGAUAUUUCAAUUUUACCCGAAUUACAAAAUAUAAAUGAGAUUUGCACUGAUGAAAAUAUAGGUGAAACAGAUAAAAAUAGUACAUCUGAAUUAACAAAUGAAAGGAAUAGAGUUGAUAAUGAUUUUAAAAAAGAGAUUAAAGAAAUUGUUGAAAGUAAAGAAAAUGAACAUGAAUUUAUAGAAAAAAAUGAUGAAAAUACCAAAGAUGACAUUAAGAAUAAUGUUGAUCUAAAUCCUAAUAAUGAAAACAAAGAUAAUAAAACAUCAGAAACAAAGGAAAGUUUAAUAUUAUCUGAAUCAAUACAAGAUAUUAAAAAUGUGGAUAAAAAUCCUGAUGAAAAUAAUAUUUUAGAUGAAGAUGAUGAUGAUUAUUUAUUAUAUUUAGAAGAUAUUCUUCGUAGAAUUCAUACUGAAUUUUAUGCUACUAUAGAAAAAGAAGGUGGAAAUCGGAAAUCAUUAAGAGACAUUAUUCCACGAGUAAGAGCUCAAGUGUUAAAAGGAGUACAUUUAACUUUUAGUGGAUUAAUACCAACUCAUCAAAAACUUCAUCAAAGUCGAGCUUAUAAAGUUGCCAGAGCAUUUGGAGCAGAAGUAGCACAAGAUUUAUCAGAAAAAACUACUCAUCUAGUUGCUAUAAGACCUGGUACAGCAAAGGCUAACACAGCAAAAAAAAAUUCGAAUAUAAAAAUUGUAAAUCCAGAUUGGCUUUGGACUUGUGCAGAACGUUGGGAACAUGUUGAUGAGCGUUUAUUUCCACUUACUACGAAGGCACGUGCGUCUAGAAUUCCGCCUCCACAUUGUAGUAGUCCAGAACGAAUAGAAGAACCAGAAAAAAAUAUAGAAGACAAUUUUGCUGAUAGUAUUAAUCCUUUAAUGUCAUUCACACCAGAAGAAAUAGAAAUUAUGGAUAAAGAAGUUGAAGAAGAUAUGGAUGACCAAGAAUUAGAUGCACCAGCUUUUGAUACAGAGGAUUUAGAUGAUGAAGAAGCAUGUGAUAAAAAAACUUUUCACAGAAGUUCUGAUUCUGAUGAUUCUACAAAUCAUGAUCGAAGCAAUAUAAAUGAACCAAAGAAAAAAAAGAAAUUUUCUAAUGAAAGUUCAGAAGAUGAUCAUUCAUCAAGUGACAAAGAUACAUUAGAUGAUGAAGAUGAUGAUCCUGUAACACGUUUUAGAAGAGGAGAAAGUUUACCUGAUGAUUUAGAUUUAGGUGAUAAUUCACAAGAUUCAGUUGAAGAUUUGGAAAUAAUGGAUAAUGAAGAUGAGCGAGAAUGGAAUGAAAUGGGAGCAGCACUUGAAAGAGAAUUUCUUUCUGAAUAAUUCAUUAACAACCUAUUUUGCUUUUAUGAAUUAAUUUUCAUAUUAUUUGUAAAUUUUGAAUCGAUUGUUGUCAAUUUUUAAAAUGUUUGUAGAAUUCUGAUUCAUGUAGUUUGCAAUUUUAUAAAAAACUUAAAACAAUGUUUUUAACAAAAAAAAUAUAAAAGAA
Messenger RNA from Apis florea (little honeybee), 2535 nucleotides. It is a transcript of the gene Fcp1, whose product is annotated as RNA polymerase II subunit A C-terminal domain phosphatase Fcp1. Lineage: Eukaryota; Metazoa; Arthropoda; Insecta; Hymenoptera; Apidae. The record is from RefSeq and is a predicted model, not a curated record. Gene Ontology annotation, molecular function: RNA polymerase II CTD heptapeptide repeat phosphatase activity. Gene Ontology annotation, cellular component: nucleus.